This is a messenger RNA of Teleopsis dalmanni, 672 nucleotides long. RefSeq lists its product as uncharacterized. The coding region runs from base 87 to 425 and encodes 112 amino acids. Gene Ontology annotation, molecular function: peptidase inhibitor activity. Gene Ontology annotation, cellular component: extracellular region. NCBI's taxonomy places the organism in Eukaryota, Metazoa, Arthropoda, Insecta, Diptera, Diopsidae. The record is from RefSeq and is a predicted model, not a curated record. The transcript has 4 exons.
GCGGUUUAUUUGCCGCACUGAUUUUAGUCGCAUUUGUAAAGUGAACGAGCGAAGAAGUCUUGUGAAAUCUUAAUAAUAACAACAAAAUGGUUAAGAAAAUAAUUAUUUUGGCAUUGAUAGUUUCCUGCUUGGCAUUGGCUUUGGCAGCUGGCGACUGUCCUUCAGCUUCGAAGGUCUUGAAUUGUACACCUAAGUGCUUGCAUGACAGUGAAUGCAGUUCCGUUGGCGGUAAAUGCUGUCCUAAUUUAUGCAAUGCACGCUCCUGCGUACAACCCAAUUUACUAGGCAAUUCUGGCGGCAACACCUCACCUUUCAACAAAAACUCUGCCGCUUCUGGUUCCUAUUGCGGCAAUGUAAAGUGCAGCACUUUUGAAAAAUGUGAAAUGGAUCGUUCGACUAAACGUCCAAAAUGUGUGCGUACUUGAAAACAAUGUAAAAUGAAUUUGUAAAAUUCAUUAAAAUAACAAAACACGAAUUUAGAGAAUUUAAUAUGUAAAGUAAAUGUUUCUAAUAUAAUUACAAUAAAAAUAAAAAAUUAAAAAAAAUUAUUCAACACUCACAACUGGCACAGCAAAUGCUACACUCAAAAGACUCAAGACCAAGACGUAUUUGAACAUUUUGACUAUAUAUAUUUUUUUUUUUUUCAAUAAAAAUACUAUUAUAUAUCACUAA